UUCAACUUUCUCCCAAUCCCAGACACCUCGAAGGGGCUCCAAGGAGGGAUCGGGAGGGAUUUUUUUUUUUGGUUGGCCUUUUUAUUUUUUUCCUCUUGGAUCCUGAUGCCAUCCCCCCUCCCCCCAAAGUGAGGUCCUCCCUCCUUCCUUCCCUCCUCCUUCUCCUCGCAGGCCAGCGAAGCAGCCGAUCAAGGGGGAGCUGGCGGGUUAGGUGCCCCCCUCUUCUCCCUGCCCUCCCCCCCCUCCCGGCCCGCUUCUCGCGUCUCCCCCCAGAGAUGAUGCAGCAGGACGAGUCAAACUCGCCAGUCUCCCCCGCCGACGACAGCUUGAGCAACAGCGAAGAGGAGCCGGACCGGCAGCAACUGCCCAACAACAAGAGAGGGGGGCGCAAGCGCCGCUCCAGCCGCCGCAGCGCCGGCGGCGCCGUCGGGGCCGCGGACGAGCCCUGCAGCCCGGCCCAAGGCAAGCGGGGCAAGAAGUGCGGGGCGGGCGGGGGCGGCGGGGGCGGCGGAAGCAGCAGCGGCGGCGGCAGCCCCCAGUCCUACGAGGAGCUGCAGACCCAGCGGGUCAUGGCCAACGUGCGGGAGCGGCAGCGCACUCAGUCGCUGAACGAAGCCUUCGCCGCCCUGCGGAAGAUCAUCCCCACGCUGCCCUCGGACAAGCUGAGCAAGAUCCAGACCCUCAAGCUGGCGGCCAGGUACAUCGACUUCCUCUACCAGGUCUUACAGAGCGACGAGCUGGACUCCAAGAUGGCAAGCUGCAGCUAUGUGGCCCACGAGCGGCUCAGCUACGCCUUCUCGGUGUGGAGAAUGGAGGGCGCCUGGUCCAUGUCCGCAUCCCACUAGCAGGCGGCGUCCCCCACCCGCAUCCCCCCGGCAGGAGCCCUAGAUGACAUUGCUCCCACAGAAGGAGAGAAUGGACAAUCUAGAGACUCUGAAGUUGGAUACGAUUUUUUUUGAUCUUGUCUAACAAAAAAUGUACCAAGGAUUUCUUGGAAAUUAGAAGAGUAAUAUCCAAAUUCAAAGCAGGGCGUGGGGAGCACUUAAGGAAAGAGAAAGAGAGAAGGGUUUUGGACAGUGACUACCCUCUGGGCGUCGGUACAAUCCACACAUCUCUGCAUUCUGAUAGAAGUCUGAAUCGUUCGAUUUUUUAUUUUUUUUUUAAUUUUGA
Molecule: messenger RNA, 1170 nt
Organism: Parus major (Great Tit)
Lineage: Eukaryota; Metazoa; Chordata; Aves; Passeriformes; Paridae
Gene: TWIST1
Product: twist family bHLH transcription factor 1
Exons: 2
Coding region: 276-845 (189 amino acids)
Biological process (GO): regulation of transcription by RNA polymerase II; developmental process
Molecular function (GO): protein dimerization activity; RNA polymerase II transcription regulatory region sequence-specific DNA binding; DNA-binding transcription factor activity, RNA polymerase II-specific
Source: RefSeq, a predicted model, not a curated record